Messenger RNA from Megalopta genalis, 1983 nucleotides. Its product is annotated as SET domain-containing protein SmydA-8. NCBI's taxonomy places the organism in Eukaryota, Metazoa, Arthropoda, Insecta, Hymenoptera, Halictidae. The record is from RefSeq and is a predicted model, not a curated record.
AAGUUCCAAAGAGAACGAGACACGGCCGAGGCACGAACUUCCUGUAUAUCUGUGUCAGUCAGAAACCGUCGGAAAUGCACGAUACGUCGCAUCUCUCUGGAGCCUUGGUACUUUUCGAGCUUGCGUGAACAUUGGUGCACAUCGAAGGAGUAAUUACUAAAGACAGCGAUGUCGAGCAUGGCGCUGAUAGAAAGAUCGAAAAACUGUACGCCUGUUUCUUCGAAAUACAAUGUUGCUCGCUCGGAGAAACUCGGCAGGUAUUUACAAUCCGUAAAAGACUUGACCGCCGGUGAGGUAAUACUGCGAGAGAGGCCGGUCGCCGUGGGACCAACGAUUUCCAGCAGAGAUUACGUAUGCUUCGGCUGUUUGCGUUUCCCAACAAAAACGAAGAAGCUGUCGCAACACCUGUGCCCCAAGUGCAACGUUGCACUUUUAUGCGGCCCUAAUUGCGAGGAAGACUCCGAGUAUCAUACUAAAGAUGAAUGCGAGAUGUUCAAAAAUAACAAGGAUUUGUCGCCGGACAACGUCGAAGAGAUCAUCGGUGUUCUGUUGCCGUUGAGAUUGUGGCUUCUGAAACAAAGAGAUCCAGCAGCGUGGAGGCAAGUUGAAUGCAUGGAAGCCCAUACGGCCGAAAGAAGAGACACGCCGGUAUGGAGAGACAGAGAAUCGAACGUUAUAAACGUCAUCAGGGCGCUAAAUUUAAUUCCUGAUCAUGACGCGUCUACCUCAGAACUUUUACAACAAGUGUGCGGCAUUUUAGACGUAAAUGUGUUCGAGCUCCGAUCUCCGGGAGGAGUGGACGGCCUCUUUUUACGAGGUUUAUAUACGGAAGCCUCCUUAAUGGCGCACGACUGCAGAGGAAAUACCCACCUCACUGUGGAUGAUAAUUUUCACCUGACCGUGUACGCCAGCCUGCCGAUACAGCGCGGCGACACCAUAUUUUUCAAUUACACAUCGUCCCUUCUGGGAACGUCGGGCAGAAGGGAACAUUUGCGAGGCGGCAAGUAUUUCGAGUGCGAGUGCUCGUUGUGCAAAGAUCCUUACGAAAUGGGGUCGUACAUGAGCAGUAUCUUGUGCCCAGGUUGUAGACAAGGUUACUUGGGAAUCGAAAAUCCGCUGGCAGUAAAUCCGUACGAGAAAACCAUGAGAUGGCAAUGCGACAGAUGCAGAAAAAGCAUCGGAGGACGUCUCGUCCGAGCCACUCUAAACGUUAGCAGAACGUUGAUCGAAGACACGGAUGACAGCGACAUCAAAGGUUUGGAGACGCUGACGAGCAAACUGAACCGAUCAUUUCACCCGAAUCAUUUCUUGAUGCUGUCCUUGAAGCAAAAAUUAUUGGCGGCGUACAGGAAAGAGAUGGCAACGCCGAAUCCGCCCAAGAAAUGUAUGCAGAGAAUGGUGGACACGUGCAAAGAAGUUUGCGACGUGUUGGAGAUCGUCGAGCCCGGGAUAUCUCGGUUAAAGGGUAUAAUGUUGUACGAGAUGCAUUUGCCGUUGGUGCUGUUGGCUAACCGCGCGUAUGCCGCGCGCGAGAUCUCUUUGGCAGAGUUAUCCUCGCGGCUCGAGGAAGCUGGAAGUCUCUUGAAGAGAUCGCUUAGAAUGCUUCUUUUAGAACCGAUCGAGACACCGGAGGGCAAGCUGGCUAAACGAGCUUUGCAGGAAUUGAAAGCGCUGAAUCAAAAUAUAGCAGACGUUAAGACGAUCACCACGGUCGAAAACACGUCGUGCGCGAACGCCAAGAGGAAAUCAUCCAGGAACAAAUCUUCUACGAACAAAUGAACGUUCGACGACGGACUGUUUGAUGGAAGUCGUAAUAUGUAUAGUAUUUUGCGCUUCUUCGAACACAAUGAUUUCUAAAUGUACAUUAAUAUAAGCGAUUUCGUCAUAUAUAGUUGUCGAAUGUUUGUGAAAAAUGAACGAGGUUAUUUUUGUGAUCUAUUAUUUUUAAAAUAUAACUCUUACAACCAUCUUAUAUAUAAUAUA